AAAUAUUUGUUAUCGUUCAUCUAACAUUUUUGCUUCCAAUGAAAUUUGAACGCGAAAAUUUAUAUGGUUCUUAACCUACUUCGUCGAUCAAUGUGUCACACACCCUUGGAUGCCCAUGUCAACAAGUUAUUAUUAGUGGAAGCAUAUUCUUAAUACUGCCAAAUUAUUGGAUGAAAUUUAGGAUCCACUUUGUAUUCAUCCUCAUCUUCAACCAUCUUCCAAUAUCAUUUUGUAACAUUUGUCAACCUUUUUUGGACCUUUUUUGUACUUUUGAUUUCUUGGAAAAGUGGUAUUAUUAAUAUAUAUAAGACAUUAAGAUAUAGAUAUAAAAGAAGUUGUGUUGUUUGUCUUUCAUUGUCACUUGAGGGAAAAUCAAGAUUGGUAUUACCAAAGUUGAUAAAAUUUGAGUUUUUUACUAGAUUUUUAUUCUUGUUAGGUGAUCAAAUCAUCCGAAACAUUUAAGAAGCAACUUCAUUAUUGUUAGUUGUUUUCAUCUGUCAUUUUUGUGGUUUUGUGUGUCUCAACAAUUAAAGUUUGUCUUGUGUGGUAUAUCUACCUAUGUCCCCCUUUAUUUAAUUGUUACUUUUGCUACAACCCCAUUUGAAAACUCAGCCAAAAAUUUCACCUUUUUUACUAUAUAUAUAAACUUAGUGUGCUUCUGCAGCAUUGCAGCAGGUUCUUGAUUUAUCUUGGCUUAGUAUCCAAUGUUGUUUUUCUUGGUUUCUUGUUUUUCUUUCAUGUUACUUAAGCCAAUGGGAACUUUGUCAAAUGUAUGGUUCUGUGAGGAGGUUGUAAAGUUCUUGGCUUUAUGGUUUAGGAAAGGCAGAAAUGCAAUGAUGAAAAGUGAUGUUAAGUCAAAACUAGAGAAAGUUGUAGAGAAAGAAGAGGACAUUUGUUUACUGGAUUUGCCUGAUUUGACAUUGGAAUGUAUAUUUGAGAGGCUUACACCAGAUGGUCUAUGCAGUAUGGCUGCAGUUUGUAGUUCUUUGAGAGAAAAAUGCGGAAGUGAUCAUUUAUGGGAGAAGCAUAUGAAGCAGAAAUGGGGUGGAUUGAUUGGUUCUGCUGCUUAUAAAGAAUGGCAAUGCUACAUUGCCUCAAGAAAUAAAGCAUCACUGUUGAUGAAUUCAAGAAAAAAGAGAGAUUUUCGAGGGAAGUUUUCGACGAUUAGGCAACUUUUGUUGAAUAGAUCAAAAGGAAAUGAAGAUGACAGGAGGGUUGGAGAUGCUUCAGCAAUGAGCUCAGUUAUGGAUUGGUUCCUAUCACUUGAGUCCGGCAAGUUUUGGUUCCCGGCUCAGGUCUUUAACCGGGAGGUACAGAAUGGACACGUUGGUUUUAUGUUAUCUUGCUAUGAUGCUGAAGUUAGCUAUGAUUGUAGCACAAAUACUUUCAGUGCAAGAUAUCCAUCAUAUCCAUCACACGGGAGGCGAAUAAUAGAGGAAGAUAUAGAAUGGAAUAGGCUAAGAGCACCAACUGUUGAUACUCCACCUUAUGUUCUUCAUGUAUCAGAUUGCUUACAUGAUCUAAAACCAGAUGAUCACUUUGAGAUUCAAUGGAGAAAAAGCAAAGAGUUUCCAUAUGGUUGGUGGUAUGGAGUUGUUGGACACUUGGAAACUUGUAAUGGCAGCGAGUCGAGUUGCCAUUGUCAUGACAGUGAGACAGUGCUGUUGGAGUUCAAACAGUACACCUCCGGCUCGAGGUGGAGGCAAACAGUGAUAAACAGAAAGGAUCACAGAGAAGUAGGCAAUGAAGAAGAUGGUUUUUAUGGAGGAAUCAGAAAGCUUUAUAGUGACAAAGAGAUUUCAUUGUGGAAGAGCCUCUGGCCUAGCAGCACUUUGGAAUAGGCAACCAAACAAGUGCUCUGGUGUGUAGAUAGAAAGCAACUUAAAAGAUAGAUCACAAUUAGGCUUCAGAAUAUUUGCUCUGGUGUGUUCAGAGCCUGGAGGUUUUCGAAAUGUACAUAUAAGACUCAAGAGGCUAAUAGAGCCUCACGAAUGGAUUUGGUAGACCUUACGCGACAUAAAUUUAGAUUAAUCGGCUAGUGAGUUCUGCAUGGUUGUUAAUAAGAUGUGGAAAUAAAGCUUCUUUGUUGUA
Messenger RNA from Capsicum annuum, 2091 nucleotides. Its product is annotated as F-box protein At2g26850. Bases 705 to 1841 code for a protein of 378 amino acids. Gene Ontology annotation, molecular function: protein binding. The transcript has 5 exons. Lineage: Eukaryota; Viridiplantae; Streptophyta; Magnoliopsida; Solanales; Solanaceae. The record is from RefSeq and is a predicted model, not a curated record.